This is a messenger RNA of Tachysurus vachellii, 5582 nucleotides long. It is a transcript of the gene wnk4b, whose product is annotated as WNK lysine deficient protein kinase 4b. The record is from RefSeq and is a predicted model, not a curated record. Gene Ontology annotation, cellular component: cytoplasm; cytosol. Bases 351 to 5474 code for a protein of 1707 amino acids. The transcript has 25 exons. Gene Ontology annotation, molecular function: protein serine/threonine kinase activity; potassium channel inhibitor activity; ATP binding. NCBI's taxonomy places the organism in Eukaryota, Metazoa, Chordata, Actinopteri, Siluriformes, Bagridae. Gene Ontology annotation, biological process: intracellular signal transduction; renal sodium ion absorption; protein phosphorylation.
UGAGAGAGGGAGAGAGAGAGAGAGAGAGAGAGAGAGAGAGAGAUGCAGAAAACUGGAACACGCCGACGUUUAAAGCUCAAUGCAGCGUUUUAGAACAGGAAUGCUUUUGGUCUGAACUCGAAAAAAAUCGAAUUAGUAAAUCCGGUUUAUUUUUGUUUGGUUUAUUUCUUUAUUUUUCUCACACCUGCGGAUUCUUGUGCAGGAAUAUUAAAUCAAUCGGAUAUCGUGUUGUGUGUAUUGUUCUUUACAGUACAGUACACACCAUGCUGAAGUUCAUCUCCGCGCAUAAAUAAACGAUGCAGUGACUUUUUAAGCAUUGAAGCGCGAGCAGGAAACGAGGACGCAUCACGAUGUCCCAAGCCGAAGUGCACGCGGCAGGUCUCGCGUUCCCCAAACUGCCCUCCAGCUUCGACGCCGAUUCGUUCCUCUCCGCUCGUCUGUCGCUCAGGCGGCGGAGACACUCGGCGAGCUCGAGGCGGAACGCGUUCCGGUUUAACAAAAUGCCCACGGCGGAUGAGAGCACCGGCUCGUCCCGCGAGCGCGUCUCACCUCUCCUGAGCAAAACCCUCUCCUGGUCAGCGGACGAUAUUUCGUCGGCAGAGCAGAAAAAGAACAAGAAAAAUAGCAGCGCAGGAGAAACACCGGCUUCUGGAGCUGCAGCGGAGACGCAUUGCGCGCGCUUGUCCCGUUCCAGCUCGAGCUCUCCUCCGCGCGGAGCGCAGCGACAAUCCGGCAGCGCCGCCGCGACGGGCUCGAGCUCCACAGCGCCACACGGCAGCACCGACUCCGAGGAGGAAUGUACGCCCAAGAAAGCACCCGAGAUCAACAAGUGGGAGCAGGAGAAAGAGGACGAGGUGGAAACCAAAGCGGUGGCCACUUCACCGGACGGGAGGUUCCUCAAGUUCAACGUGGAGAUCGGGAGAGGUUCCUUUAAGACCGUCUACAAAGGACUGGACACCGAGACCACUGUGGAGGUCGCAUGGUGCGAGCUACAGACCCGGCGACUGAGUAAAGCAGAGCGUCAGCGCUUUAGUGAAGAGGUUGAGAUGCUGAAGGGGCUACAGCACCCCAACAUUGUUCGUUUCUACGACUCAUGGAAGUCCACAGUUAAAGGCCACAAAUGUAUCAUCCUGGUUACUGAGCUGAUGACAUCAGGAACUCUGAAGACAUACCUGAAACGAUUUAAAGAGAUGAAGCUGAAACUUCUUCAGCGCUGGAGCCACCAGAUACUGAAAGGACUCCACUUCCUGCACACACGAACUCCACCCAUUAUCCACCGAGACCUCAAGUGUGACAACAUCUUCAUCACGGGUCCCACUGGAUCGGUCAAGAUCGGAGAUUUGGGUCUGGCCACACUCAAAAGUGCUUCCUUCGCCAAGAGCGUCAUUGGCACUCCCGAGUUCAUGGCUCCUGAGAUGUACGAGGAGAAGUAUGACGAGGCGGUGGACGUUUACGCCUUCGGGAUGUGCAUACUGGAGAUGACUACAUCAGAAUAUCCAUACUCAGAGUGCCAAAACGCAGCCCAGAUCUACCGCAAAGUCACCAGCGGCAUGAAGCCGGACAGUUUUUUCAAAGUGAAAGUGCCGGAGCUGAAGGAGAUCAUUGAGGGCUGCAUCCGAAUGAACAAGCAGGAGAGGUACACCAUCCAGGACCUGUUAGAACACCCCUUCUUCCAGGAGAACAACGGCGUCCACGUGGAGUUAGCUGAGGAGGACAACAUGGUGAAGUCCGGUCUAAAGCUCUGGCUUCGAAUGGACGACACCAAGAAGCUUCACGGCAAGUACAAAGACAACAACGCCAUCGAGUUCCUGUUUGAGCUCUACAAGGACGUCCCUGAGGAGGUGGCUCAGGAGAUGGUGGUGCUUGGUUUUGUGUGUGACGCCGACUACAAGCUGGUGGCUAAAGCCAUCCGUGACCGAGUCACCGCCAUCAAGCGUCAGCGCGAGAAGCUCCGCCGGCUGGUCGACGAGGAGCAGAAGAGGCGUCAGGACGAGGUGAUCGAGGAGGAACCCGAGACCGUUCCUGAAGCAGAACCUCGCGUGUCGAACCUCCAGUCUCUCCACCCGCAGAUGUCAGCAGAGAGCGGCGUGUUCAGCCCGGUCCAGAUGACCCCCACCGUGACCGUCUCCGCUCCUCUCCUGUCCACCGCUAACAGCUCCAUGGACUCAGGCAUUAACGCCAGCUUCACCACAGAGCCUGAGGAACCGGACACAGAGCACCAUGCACACUAUCACAUCCGCCAGGCCUGCUAUUCCUCCGCCACGUCUGAUUGUGAGACGGACGGCUACCUCAGCUCCUCCGGCCUCCAAGAGCCACUUGAAGCUCCGUGCCCCAUGUCAAGCUCCGCCCCUUCACUUACAGAACCGCCCACUGAACCGAUUAACGUUGUCAAACCAGUUGUUGAAGCUCCACCCACAGAAGCUUUGCCUGCAAAGGAUGAUCCAAUCCCAGCACUCCGCUUUCCCUCAAGCAUUGCCGUGUCCCACAAUUCUGAGCGAGUGCACUCCAGCGGUGCCAGCGGCUUCUCGUCUCCCGUCGACAGUUACGCCUCCGAUGUGACAUCAGGUUUGAGUGACGGGAACGAGGGCUUAUCAGAGAUGAGCAGCAAAGGUCCCAACAAACGCACAGGAAGUAAAUUGCUGAGGAAGAGAGCUCGCUCACGGCUGCGUAUUACAGGGUUGUCAGAUAAGGUGGACCGGGUGGUGGAGUGCCAGCUUCAAACUCACAACAGCAAGAUGGUGACGUUUAAAUUUGACCUGGAUGGAGACAAUCCUGAGGACAUCGCCACGGUUAUGGCGCAUAACGAGUUCAUCCUGCCAUCAGAGAAGGAGGGAUUUAUUCACCGCAUGAGGGACAUCAUUCGCCGAGCUGAAGCCCUGAUGAGGAAGGAGCCUUUAGAGCCACUCAUUCCUGGAAACAUCCUCCAAGUGCCCUAUCUGAGUGGAGCAGGAACUCUUUCAGGCUCUCAGCCCAACCUACACACCCAGGGGCUGGAACGCACACACUCGUCCUCCUCCCUGCCAGAUUACACUGCCGGUCAGGUAAUUCGAGGCCCCUCCCCUGGAGUGGGCGGAGACUAUUACCUCGAUCCUGAUGCAGCUGUACCUGUGCGUCCGCUCCGCUCACAGUCUUUCCACACCUCAGAUUACACGGCAAUAAAAGAGUAUCAGUUAACUCAAGGCCCCUCCCCCGGAGUGGGCGGAGACUAUUACCUCGAUCCUGCUGCAGCUGUACCUGUGCGUCCACUUCGCUCACAAUCUUUCCACUCCUCAGAUUACACGGCCAUAAACGGUGGUCAGGUAACUCAAGGCCCCUCCCCUGGAGUGGGCGGAGACUAUUAUCUCAAUCCCGAUGGGGGUGUACACUUGCAUCCAAUCCGAUCACAGUCUUUCCACACCUCAGAUUACACGGCAAUAAAAGAGUAUCAGUUAACUCAAGGCCCCUCCCCCGGAGUGGGUGGAGACUAUUACCUCGAUCCUGCUGCAGCUGUACCUGUGCGUCCACUUCGCUCACAAUCUUUCCACUCCUCAGCAGAUUACACGGCCAUAAACGUGGGUCAGGUAACUCAAGGCCCCUCCCCUGGAGGGGGCGGAGACUAUUAUCUUAAUCCUGAUGGGGGUGUACCCUUGCGUCCAAUCCGCUCACAGUCUUUCCACACCUCAGAUUAUACAGCUGUGAAUACAGGUCAGGUGACCCAAUGCUCCUCUCCUGGCUUGGGCAAAGACUUAUACCUGGACCCUGAUAUGGGACCUCCUGUCCGUCCACUUCGCUCUCAGUCCUUGCACACAUCAGGUUCGUCUCAGACCUACGUUCCUCCUACAUCCCAUUACCCACAAUACCCCAAACCUGAUUCCCUGCCCCUAUAUUCUAACCAGGUUGUGAUGCCCAGCAUGCCCCCUCAGUACCCCAACCCUCAAUACAUCCCCAAUCCAGCUUAUUCAUACCCCUUCAUGGUCAACCAGACUUCCCUUAAAGGCUCUAUUAACCCAGCACCAAACCCUGGCCCACAAACCCCCAGCAGCUCCAACCUCACCCCGUAUCCCACACCUAACACAACCCAGCACUCAGCAGGUGAUGUGGUCUCUCACGAGAUCAGCCAUAUGCCACCCUCUGGUGCCCACACCUUGCCUCCAAACACACAGACUUCAGGAAUCUGGCCUGCCCAUUCCCAGCAGCCGCUCUUCUCCCUGGCCAACAUGCUGUCUCUGGCCAUGACCAUGGCACAGUCCUUCAUACCCCCAACAACCAUGCCAAACGGCCUGCCCCAGGCUUACAUGCCCCCACUGACACACCAGUCUGGUUACCCAGCCAUGUUUGCAGCCCAGCAUCUUGCACCAGGCCAGAGAGAAGCUCCACCUCACCAAGAUAUGUCCCAGCACCAGGAGGCCCAGGCAGCAGCUCAGGCUCAGAGGUCGACCACCACCACUCCAGAUGUUACAGUACCACCAGGGGCAGGCAGCCAGCUUGGAGUGAGCUCUCAGGAGGGGCAGGAAAAGAGCUCUUCCUCUUCCUCCUCAUUAUCUUUAUCAUCCUCUUCACCAUUCUGCAACUCCACUGGGUCCUUCAGCCCAGCCACACCACAGAACACAGUAUCUCCACCCAGCCCCAGAAUGUCAUCGUCUCAGAAUGUGUGUGAUGCUACAGCUAAAGAAAAGCUGUCUCCUAUAUCAGAGGAGCAAAAACCCGCCCUCACUGUGGGACGCUUCCAGGUUACACCCAGCAAAGACGAGGCCACGCCCACAACCUGCCCUGCUCGCUCCCCGACACCGCCUCCAGCUUCAGCCCCUUUAAACAACAGCCAAUCAGAGAGCAGCACUGAAGAGCAGUGCGAAUCAGAGACCAGCCUCAGCACGGUGUCCACGUCUCCUCCUAACAAACCCUCGGACAGGGACUCCAGCGUCGCCCCCUGCUGCAGUGGAGAAACAGCGACCUCAGAUUGUAAAGAGGGGAACGCUGAGGAACAGAAGGAGGCGGAAGGAGGUGAAGAGGAAGGUGGGAGGAGGCAGAGGAGGAUCAGCGUGAGCCUCGUGGAAGGAACAACGCCGGGGAUAGUGAUCGGAAACGUGAGUCAGCCGUGGAUUAGCUACACGCGUAGUGCAUCGUACGCCAGCAGCGAUGAGACCGAGAGCGACAGUGAGGACAUGUGGGAGGAGCUACAGGAACUCAGAGAGAGACACCUGGGUGAGGUUCAGGCUCUGCAGGCAUCUCAGAAGCGUGAGAUUGAGGAGCUGUAUGAGAAGAUAGGGAAAGUUCCUCCUCCAGGCAUCGUGUCUCCGGCGGCCAUGUUGUCCAGCAGACAGCGACGUCUCUCUAAGAGCGGAGGAUUUCCAUCAUCACGCAGGAACAGUCUACAGAGACUCGAUAUACUGCCCCCUACAGGUAUCAUGAGAAAGAACUCAAUCAGUAGCAGCAGUAACGGCUCUCAGGAGCGAGGAGCUAAAGGAGUGACCUUCGCUUCAGACUACAAAGUGUGAUCAUCUUCUCUCAAUCCCCAAUAAUCUUUCCUGACCACAUCAGCUGACAGGAAGUGACAUCACGGCCUUGUCUCACGGAGUCCUAACUUCGCUCCUGGUGGAUAAAAA